CACAACACCGACUUCGAGAGACGUCAACGAAAAAAAACGAAGAAGCUGGAAAAGAACCAACUGAACAAACAGAAAAAUAAUAAAAAUCUAUUUACACUUAAAUUUCCCGUUGUAGUGGACACGAAUCAUUUAACAAACAAAUCAAUCUUCCAAGAACCCGACUAAAAAAAACAAUCCAAAUAAGCCGCUUUUCAGGAUUUUAAGACAACAAACAGUCACAAAGAAGGCCUAAAGGGAAAAAACAAUAAAAAUUAAUAAAAGGCGAUAAGACUAAUUUGGAAAAAUGUCCGGCGACGAAGAGGCCAACGUAAUCGAUGAGAAAAAAGAAGAAAAAGUCGCAGAAAUUGCUGCGUCAAGUAUUCGUUCGGGAUUGGCAGAGUUAGAAUUGAAGACGUCACAAGUUCUGCAACGGCUUGAAAAUGUCCGCACAGAACCCCCCGCCUCCAAUGAAUCAUCGGAAACGAGUCAGGUUACAACCCUUCUCGAGGGUGACCGCAAGCCUCCGUCGGAGAUUCUUCGAUCUCUCGAGGUCCUCAUCGCAUAUUCGGAGUCAGAAGACGAUCCCGAAUUCCCACUUCCAGCAUUGGACGACGUUUCACAUUUAGCUUUGAUUUCUCACAGUAUUAUUGCCUACAUGAGCCACUUGGAUCGACAGCAUCUGCUGCGCGUCACUGGACACAUUGCCGGUGACACUACUCGAUGGUUGUGUAGUCUGUUUCGUUUUAUCGAUGGUUCGACAAGCUUUCACACCGACAACGCAGAUGCGACUCUCAGAACAGUUCGUUUGGCCAUCGUAGCCAGGUGUCCGGGUUAUCUGGAAGGCGGAAUCCCAGCCCUGGCCAAUCCGUGCUUCUAUAUCUCUGAAAAUACGACGCCUAUGCGGCUUCAAUACGCAUGUAGACAGUUGGGCAUUCCUCUGGAGGCGAUUCGAUUGAUUCCAUCGAACUCAAUUCAGGGCACAAUGGAUCUAAAUCUUUUGCAGAAGCAAGUCCAGGCUGACUUGAAUGCCAACCGAACUCCGUUGUUGGUUAUCGCCGAUGUGGGGUCUUCGGUGUGUGGCUACGUAGAUAACCUAACACGAAUGAAAGAAAUCUGCAAGGCCAACAACAUUUGGUUGCAUGCAACUGGCCAUGGACUGGCCUCCUUGGUAUGCACUCAAGGACCUGGUUCAAUAAGUUCAGUAGUGGAUUCGAUAGUUUUAAAUCUGGGAUUCUGGCUGGGAGUGCCAAGUCUCCCCAUCGCACUGCUACAUCGACAAAUGCAGAACAGUGCCCUCACAGCCUUCGAAUCAGACCCGAUUGUCUCAAAGAGACUCAAUUCUUUGGCCCUGUGGACGAGUCUACAGGCACUUGGGCGAGAAACAAUCGCCGAAAAAAUUCAUGUCGCAUUCCAGACUUGCAGUAUUCUACAUGAGAUCUCAUCAAAGUGUGAAGGUAUUCGAGUUGUGAGCCGUGCUCCAGGUGGUCAAGCAGCAACUAAUCUUAUUGACAUUGUCAACAAACCAUUAGAUGUAAACACUUUGUUUGAAACCGCUACAUCUGUUGUGGUAUUUCAAUUCGAUGGAAGCAUCAGUACUACAACCACAACUAAAGACCAGCAAGAUCUUAAUUCAACGUCAUCAUCGAGUGAUGCAACAAAAGGUGCCUCAUACAGCAAAACUGUUGAAAAACUUACUAAUGCUUCAUACUACGACCGUCUAAAUUCAUGGUUAGGACAAAUCAUUCAGCGGGACUGUCCAAAUUUUGAUUUUGAAAUAAUCGAACACGGAGUUCAUGGCACGUGUAUUCGAUAUUGUCCGUUAGAACUUGGUCUAGGUGAACAACCACCAUCGGCUGAGAAUUUAGAAAAUUUUGCUCAGAGCUUAGAAUCUCAUGUGGAUAUUCUUCGAGCAACAAUUAGACACAAAGCUACCUUUAUUCGUUUAGUAGAAAAGAGUGAUGUUUUACGUAUUGUCAAUUUGCCAGAUUGGGCUGGUAUGGGUGGUGUACGAUUUGUGCCUGAAGGCUGGGAGUCUUUACUCACAGAUCAGGCAAAAACAGAAUUGAAUAAGCUAAAUGCUGAUCUUGUGGAAGCUCUCAAGUCGACCGAUAAUGCUUUUUCACUUGGUGAAGGUACCGAUGGGCUGAUUUGUGUCAGAUUUGGUAUGGUCACCCAUGACACAGAUGUCGAAGAAUUGCUUGACCUAGUUGUUUCGGUGGGUAAAAGUGUCCAGGAGAAUUCAAGGGUCUUAGAUACAAUGUCCGAAAUUGUCAAAAAGGGUAUUGAAGCAGCAACAGCUGAUCUUCAACGCGAGUCCGAUGAGAAACUCUGGCAGGAAGGUAUCCUUCGACAUGUACCGGUAGUUGGACGAAUGGUAAACUGGUGGUCACCACCCAUUAAAGAAUCUGGAAUCAAAGGAAGAAGUUUGAAUCUGACACAGGGUGUUGUUGAAAGCACUGAAAAUAUUUACAAAUACCACAUGCAAAUGACCGGAGCACCUAAUCAACUUCCUGCCAACAAAUCACCACCAACACCAAUGGUUCAGACGCCCGUUGGUGCCCCAACGGCACCACCUUUCGCCACUCCGCCAUCGGCCAAUCAUUCAAGAACUGUGAGUCAAAGUAGUGGCGCCUCGUCUUCUGCUCCCGAACUAGUAGCAGCGACUCCCGUUGCGACGGCAAAUAAUUAAUUCAUAAACAAUUUCUUUUUUCCAAUAGUGCAUAUAUAUAUAUUACCUAUUAUUAUAAAUACCAACAAUUAUUUAAUCGUACAUAGCUCUAGAAUGAUAUUGAACAACAGAAAAUGUGUUUGUUUGGCGUAAAUUUUUGUUUUUGUUUGUUCUGCCCUAAAUAGUUAAAAAUUCAUUUAUAUAUAAAAUAAUAUAAAUGCAAGCAAUAGAAAAAAAUGUCUUAAUUUAUAAAAUAAUAAAAAAAUAAUAAAGUUUAUUAACAA
Molecule: messenger RNA, 2931 nt
Organism: Eupeodes corollae
Lineage: Eukaryota; Metazoa; Arthropoda; Insecta; Diptera; Syrphidae
Product: pyridoxal-dependent decarboxylase domain-containing protein 1
Exons: 9
Coding region: 284-2668 (794 amino acids)
Biological process (GO): carboxylic acid metabolic process
Cellular component (GO): intracellular membrane-bounded organelle
Molecular function (GO): pyridoxal phosphate binding; carbon-carbon lyase activity
Source: RefSeq, a predicted model, not a curated record